Tribolium castaneum (red flour beetle) is the source of this 2236-nucleotide messenger RNA. RefSeq lists its product as uncharacterized. Gene Ontology annotation, cellular component: cytoplasm. NCBI's taxonomy places the organism in Eukaryota, Metazoa, Arthropoda, Insecta, Coleoptera, Tenebrionidae. The record is from RefSeq and is a predicted model, not a curated record. Gene Ontology annotation, molecular function: protein binding. The transcript is spliced from 3 exons. The coding region runs from base 363 to 2171 and encodes 602 amino acids.
GUAUUUCGCUAGAUCGCGCGGUAGCUACUUUAGUGCACAAGUUGUCAAAUUUUUAACCUCACUUAUUCUCUCUUAUUCUAUGGUAGAAAACGAAAAAUUAUAGUAUAGUGCACCCAUUAAUUAAUUUAUGGCCAAUUUAAAUAAUUAACAAUUAGGCAAUUGGCGCAUAAAUUAAAAAAAUGUUUAUGAUAAGGCAUUUUGACAGGUGACAGGUGCCAAGUGUCACAACAAACAAAAAGGUUAUAAUUUGAUAAGAAAUGCCCCCGAGGUUGGGAGAUCCCCACAUUUCGGUGAUAAAAAGCGCACUUGCAAAUUUUCGUGUCGUUUGGGAUUCGUUUCUCAUCUGGUCAUAAAAAUGCGAUAUGGAGGGCAACCAGAUGUGUAUUCUUGCAGCACAACUUCGUGGCUCAGCCAAUAACAAGUCCAACAUCCUAACAUUGUCCACACGAACACUAGAUACGAUUUUGUCGUCAUUUGAGCUCCUUGAAGAACAGUCAACUUCGUUCCAUGUCAAGCAGCCCCACAACUUCAAGGCUGAACUCCUCCGAGACUUGCAAUACCUCUCCAACUACAUACAAGAAACCAAAACCUUGAAACUAUACAUCGACAGCUAUGAUGACACCCCCGAAAUCGACAUCACAAAAUUCCGGAAACUCAUCUCUUUAGAAUUGUCCAAAGUGGACGUUAACACUGUUAAAGGCCUCCAGUUGUUACGCUCGCAAUUACAAAAAUUAAGUUGCCACAAGACUCAAAAUAAUUUAAGCGAUAUUUUGAUAAAUUGUGGGGGCGAUAAGAGCCGGGCUUUGUGCUGGAACGAACUGAAGGAAGCCGCCUGCACUGGUAAUAACAUAGUGGAGCUAGACUUAAGUCUUGAGUGUGCCCCCUGGCUCCACACGCUCGAUUUGAGCCACAACGAGAUCACGAAUUUUGAAGCUUUGAGCUGUCUUGUCAAUUUAAAGUACCUGAAUUUGUCUUACAACAGGCUGGAGGGCGUCUCGGUGCUCAGAGGACAGGUUUGCAACCGCUUACAGAAUUUGAUCCUAAAAAACAACUUUAUCGAAGACAUCGCCGGUUUGCGCGCCCUAACAAACCUCUGGGUGCUCGACUUGAGCAACAAUUGCCUAGUGGACCACAAAUCGCUCAUCGCCCUAUCUCACUUGGCCGCCCUCCAGUGGCUCAACUUGCAAAGCAACCCCUUGAGCUUCCACCCCAAUCACCGCAACCGCACUGCCAGCUACCUCCACGUCAACACUGCAACCACCCACUUUGUGCUAAACAGCGCCGUUUUGAGCAAAAACGAGAAGAAAUUGGUCGGCUCCUACUACCCUCUCCAGAUGAGAACUAACAGUUUUUCCACCGAUUCUCUGAGUCUUACGACGGAGAAAGCCAGGAGGGUGCGGCACGUGGUCAUUGAGGAGGAGAACACAGUGAGGGAGAGCAGCAUCCCCUCACUGCCGCCCACCCCAAAGCAAUAUUUGGAAACAAAGAAACAAAUCGAAGAUUUGCACGAAAAAUUCGGCGAGUCGUGGCUGAACUCACAGUCGGGGCUGUUGGACGUGCUGGGGCUGGAGAGUUUCUCGCUCCCGUUGAGCACAAGUCCGUACGAGGCCGACUUUACGAUCUAUUCCGGCGAUUUUACCCAAGAACAAGAAAUAGCAAAAGGCACUGUUGUGGAGCCCCCUGACCAGAUUAACGAAGAAUACGAGAAGAAAAUCGAAGCAAUCCCGGACGAGCCCGACAUUGAAGGGGAAGAAAGCAUUUACUUGGCCACUGUUCGAACAGAAACUGAGCCCAUUUUCAUAGUAAUCGGGCAAACGCACCUAAGUGAGAGGGAGUGCUCCACUGGGAACGAACGCGAAAAGUGGCACCUGGACAGCAUCACCAACUGCGAGAUCCUGGACGAGGGGCUCACAACAGUUCAAAUCGACUUCGAAACGAUGAGGAAAAGCCGCAAGCAACGAAUCUACGUCUUCGAGGACGAAAUCGAAGCCUUUGUCGCGUGCAUCAAAAACAAAAUCAACACGCGACAGCCGAAGAAAGAGGACGAUGUCAAGUAUCAGUGCAUGAAGUGUUCGACUGUGUUCGGGAGAGUGAAAAACGAGUCGAUUUUGGGGGAAGCCGCGGUCAAGUGCCCAAGCUGUGAUAGUACUUUGGUGGUGGAGGAGGUCUAAUUGACUGAUUCAACAAUUUAUCCUUCAGUUUAUUGUUUUAUACAAUAUUAAAUAAAUAAACAGGA